CGAACGCUCCGGGGGACUCCCAGGUCUCGCUCAGCCGCUCGCUCCGUCCCGAGCAGUCGGGGACAUGUCGAGGUGGGCGGAGGCCCGGUGGGCCGGCGCCAGACGGCGGACGGCGGCCGAGGCACACGCGCCCUCCUCGAGCUUUCCCCGGAGACACCUCCAUUUACAAACGCCCCGAGCUUGAAGGAGCUGUCACGGCGAGGAGGCCCCGCCGGGACCGAGAGCAGGAAACGCCGGAUCCGCACGCUUUGCAGCAGCUGUCGCGCGGGGAGUCGCUCCAAGAAGCUGAGACAAUGAAGCUGUUGGAGAACUCGAGUUUUGAAGCAAUAAACUCCCAGCUGACGGUGGAGACGGGAGAUGCUCACAUCAUCGGCAGGAUCGAGAGCUACUCGUGCAAGAUGGCCGGUGACGACAAGCACAUGUUCAAGCAGUUCUGCCAGGAGGGGCAGCCCCACGUCCUGGAGGCCCUGUCGCCCCCCCAGACCACGGGGAUCAGCCCCAGCAGGCUCAGUAAAAGCCAGAGCGGCGAUGAAGAGGGACCCCUGAGCGACAAGUGCAGCCGCAAGACCCUCUUCUACCUGAUCGCCACCCUCAACGAGUCCUUCCGGCCCGACUACGACUUCAGCGCGGCCAAGAGCCACGAGUUCAGCCGGGAGCCCAGUCUGAACUGGGUGGUGAACGCCGUCAACUGCAGCCUCUUCUCCGCCGUGCGGGAGGAUUUCAAGGCACUGAAGCCGCAUCUGUGGGACGCUGUGGACGAGGAGAUCUGUCUGUCUGAGUGUGACAUCUACAGCUACAACCCCGACCUGGACUCGGACCCCUUCGGGGAGGACGGCAGCCUCUGGUCCUUCAACUAUUUCUUUUACAACAAGCGGCUCAAGCGCAUCGUCUUCUUCACCUGCCGCUCCAUCAGUGGGUAUGCGUACACGCGGACGGAACCCGGCACCGAGCUGGACAUGGAGCUGGGCGAGGAGGACACGGAGAACGGGGACAGCGGGGACGCCGAGAGCGGCAGCAUCGAGGAGGAGAGGGUGCCGGUUCUCUGCGUGUGAGCCCCCACCCCGCAGUUCUGCACCCCCCCUGCUGCCGCCCCCCCCGCGCACCCCCACGUACACUGGACCCCCCGACUCCGCAGCCCCACGGACUGAACGCAGCCGAAUCCUCGCCCCGGCGCCGCCGAAACCUCUGCGUCCCCCGCCGCGGCGCUGCCGGACCCACCUGUGCCCCCCCACGCUGGGGGGGCCUGACGGCGUGGGGGGGCCCUGAGAAGCUUUGCUGCACUUUAUGGCCGAUGCACUGACCCGGCGGCACCGGGAUCCCCCCGAGCACUUCUCCGUCCCGCCGAGCGCCGGUGUCCCCAGCGGCAGCGGGGGGGGACCCCAGCGCCCGUCGUCCCCCCCCCCGGACACAGCCCCCCCGGACUGUCCCGCAGAAGAGUCCGUUCGUUUCAAAGAGCUUCGCUUCGCUCGCCCUCCCAUCCUCGUUUUUUUCUGCUGUUUCAGGUUUUUUUGGUUGGUCUGUUUUUGGUUGUUGUGGCACUGGUGUCCUGCGUGGGGGGUCCCACCCGGGGGAUGACCCGGAGCCCCCCCCCCCGCCCCCAGGGGUGGUUUUGGGGGGUUUCUUUUUAAGCCGCCGUUGGUUUUUGCCAGCGUGGAGGUGGCGUUGGCGGUGCGGGGGGCGUUGGCAGUGCCGGCGGUUGUUCCUGGUGCUGGGGGGGCAUUGGCAGUGCCUGGGGGGUGUUUGCAGUGCCAGGUCCAGCUCAGACCUUGCCGGGGGCUGGUUUUGGGCUGCUGCCCCCCCAGCUUUGGCUCAACCGCAUCCCCGCUGUUCUCCCCAUCCCGCUCUGCGGUGACGUCCCCCCUGGUCUGCACAGAUUUUGGGGGGCCGGGUCCCCCCCUCUGUAUUUUGGGGGGAGCUUGGCUGAGCCCCCAAACCAUGUGGGUCUGAGCUGCCCCCCCCAAGUGGGGGGGUGGGGGCAGCUGGUUUGUCACCGGGGUUGUUUCCUGGUCACCCCUGGGGACACACUGAGCCUGCGGCUCCCCCCGCGUGUCCCCCCGUGUCCCCCCGCCCCCCACGGGCUCCCCAGCCCCGUGGGCUGUGGCCGGGUGACAUCUCUGCCACCGUUGUCCCCUCGUCCCGCACCGCCUGCCCCCUCGGGGACCCCCCAGCGAUGUCCUGUCACACCAAUAAAGUUUUUCUGUCA
Molecule: messenger RNA, 2203 nt
Organism: Columba livia (rock pigeon)
Lineage: Eukaryota; Metazoa; Chordata; Aves; Columbiformes; Columbidae
Gene: MAF1
Product: MAF1 homolog, negative regulator of RNA polymerase III
Exons: 8
Coding region: 294-1052 (252 amino acids)
Biological process (GO): negative regulation of transcription by RNA polymerase III
Cellular component (GO): nucleus
Molecular function (GO): RNA polymerase III core binding
Source: RefSeq, a predicted model, not a curated record